Messenger RNA from Corythoichthys intestinalis (scribbled pipefish), 4427 nucleotides. RefSeq names its product zinc finger protein 345-like. Gene Ontology annotation, molecular function: DNA-binding transcription factor activity, RNA polymerase II-specific; RNA polymerase II cis-regulatory region sequence-specific DNA binding. The record is from RefSeq and is a predicted model, not a curated record. Gene Ontology annotation, cellular component: nucleus. Gene Ontology annotation, biological process: regulation of transcription by RNA polymerase II. NCBI's taxonomy places the organism in Eukaryota, Metazoa, Chordata, Actinopteri, Syngnathiformes, Syngnathidae. The transcript is spliced from 5 exons. The coding region runs from base 115 to 1956 and encodes 613 amino acids.
CGAAGAAGAGCACUACGGAAGUGAGAGACUCUGUCCUGCUUAAAAUUGUUAUUUGGGCGUCCUGCCGCAGCCUUUUGUACCCACAUAGUGUCCCGCCUGCUUGUCCGCGUCUUCAUGUCGAAUUCGAGUUUCCAGCAGCUCCAAGCGACCGUCAACGAGCGUCUUUGCGCGGCCGCCGAGGAGAUCUUCCAGGCGGUCAAAGGCACCAUCGUCGGCUUGGAGGAGGAGCUGCGGCGCUCCAAAGCGGAGCUCGAGCGCUAUCGAAAACACGCAGAACCCGACGAUCCCGAGCAGCGGCGCAGGUCUGCCGUCCCGCAACAAGAUGGAGCCGAGUCGCACGAUACGGACUGGACAGCGCCGCUGGAGCAGGACUCCCCCCGCGACCAGCUGGCGAGCGGUUCGCAGGGGGAGCGAACGGCCAACUGUAACGGCAAGGCAGACUCGCACCAGGAAGUGGCGUACCAGAACAAGGAUGACGUCGGAGCCUCUCCGGUCUUUCUUCCAAAAUCUUCUUUUGGAAUCACUGGGUCCCCGGGCAGCGACGAGGAGUGGCUACCCAACGACGAGGAGCGACUAUCCAGCGACAAGGAGCGACUUGUUAAUAAAGCGGCGGCGAAAGCCAAGGCCACCUUCAGCUGCAAAGUGUGCGGGAAGAGCUUCCGAAGCGUCACCUCCCUGGCUAAUCACGGCGAGGCGCACCCAAAGGGCGUGUGCGGCGUCUGCGGCCGCCGCUUUGACUCUGAGGAGAGCUUCGACCGGCACGUGCGCACGCACGUUAAGGGCAGCGUCUGCGGCGUUUGCGGCAAAGGCUUCGGCACGGCCAAGGCGCUGGAGACGCACGUUCGCGUGCACACGGGCGAGAAGCCCUUCGCCUGCGACCACUGCGAGAAGGCCUUCAACUGUCAGCAAAAUUUGAGCAGACACUUGCGCAGGCACACGGGAGAGAAACCCUACGCUUGCCAGGUCUGCGGACAGCAAUUCAGCGACCACUCCACUCGGAAGCGCCACAUGCUGGCGCACGGGAACGAGGCGGCCCGGGUGGAGGCCGCCGCUGCCGCCGCCAGACAGCCCAGGAGAUGCGCGGUGUGCGCCGUGUGCGGCAAGUCCUUUCGCUCUGCCGUUUCUCUGCUCAACCACGCCGCGGGCCACCCCACCCGUUGCGGGGUUUGCGACGCCCCGGUCGACGACCUGAAGGCGCACUUGCAGACGCACGUCGGCGGCAGGCCCUGCCAGGUGUGCGGCAAGCGUUUCGACGGCGCUCGCGACCUGGACACGCACAUGCGGGUGCACACGGGCGAGAAGCCCUUCCAGUGCAGCAAGUGCGGCAAAGCCUUCAACUGCUACCACAACAUGACGCGCCACGUGCUGGUGCACACGGGGGAACGUCCGUACGCCUGCCACGUGUGCCGCAAGCGCUUCAACGACCGCUCGGCCAGGGGGCGCCACCUGCUGACGCACCGCCGGGACAAAAAGCCGCGCGCGCCCGCGCCCCGGGCCGAAAAAAACCGCGUCAUGUGCGUGGUGUGCGGCCGCGCCUUCUGGUCCCUGGUCUCGCUGAUCAACCACUCGGCCGGCCACCGGGACGACUGCGGCGUAUGCGGCGCCCGCGCCGACGACCCCGAGCGGAUGAGGGCCCACCUGAUGACCCACAACAAGGGAAAGGCCUGCGAGUCGUGCGGCAAGUGUUUCGACAGCCGCAGGGACCUGGAGACGCAUUUGCGGAUACACACGGGCGAGAAGCCCUUCGCCUGCACCGUCUGCGAGAAAACCUUCAAUUAUCGUCACAACAUGAUGCGCCACAUGCGGACGCACACGGGCGAAAAGCCCUAUGCCUGCGUGGCCUGCGGACGCCGCUUCGCCGACCGCUCUGCUCUCAAGAAGCACGGCGCCGUGCACACGGGCGACCGCCGGCUCCGCGGGAAGACCCGCGAAAAACGUGGGAGACCUUCAACUUGACGCGGAAAGUCACGGGGCGUGCCGUUGAACCGCCCAGAACCCGGCCGGGUGAGAGAUGUUCGAUAUAUUUGUUGUCUAAUCUGUUGCCUAAUCUAUUCACUGCCAGCAGCUGUGUUUUACAUGGACAAAAUUUCUUUAAUCCGAUCGGUUGAUUUUUCUGAAAUAGGGAAAAAGUUUGGAUGCCCUUUUUUGUAAACAGUGGAAGCGUAUUGCAAAAAAAAAAAAUGUUGAUCCGUCCAAAUAAACAGAGGUGGGUAAUAACGCGUUGCAUUUACUUACAUGAGUAACUUUUAAAAAAAAAAAAAUUACCUCUUUUUAGUAGUAGUAGUAGUCUGUGGUGUCAUUAGGCCACCAAAAAUAGCGUACCUAAGGUGGAUGACUUCGAUGUGAGGCAGCGCUUCUAUGAUCUGAGAGGAGUCUGAUUCAGACCCGGCGGCAUGGGUGGGCCAGGCCCGCCCUGAGAGACUGCUGUGCCGGCCCUAGCUUGAUUAGACUGUAUUGUGUACCGUAAUUUCCCGAAUAUAAGGCGCACCCGUGUAUAAUGCGCACCCCAAAUUUACUUGUAAAAUCUAGGGAAAAAUAUUGUACCCGUUUAUAACGCGCACUAGAGGUGUGCAAAAUUUCCGAUUCGUAGAUUAUUCGCGAUUCGGCCGUGGAAGAUUCGAGAACGAUUCACAAACAUCCAAAUUCCAAUUAUUGAAAUAUGCCAAGUAAAGCGGAAGUAAAUCACACUCAGCGCGCCAUGCGGUCUUCAGGACGCAAUGAGGAACGGAGCGAGAGUAGCUAAACAUCAUGCUUCUCAUUACCCGUCCUCUCGGGUAAUGCCAAUGCUCAACUCACGGCUCUAGCUCAACUCAUGCCACGAGAUAAAAAAAACACAACAACAUACCUGACUGCUGCCGAAAAGCUCCUACAAAGUACGUCAUCCACAUAAUGUUACGGUAGAUAUCAUGUAUAUAGGACUAGAUGCACUACAGAAUCGGUAGCGGUAGCAGCACAUCUACAAAAAGCUAGAUGCAGGCGUUAGUACACGGCCGCCAUCUUAAAGCAGUACACUUCCCUGCAAGGCUGUUGUAGCGAACCUUCCAAGCGAACCUAAUUAACUUUUUAUCUAAAAUACUCCUAAAUCGGUAAAAUAUUGACUUGAAUCUAUCUUUAAAAUAGUUUUAAAACUUUCACCUGUCGAAAGUAGACAAAAGGGAAAUUAUGGAAUAACAGGAGCAAUUUUAACAACUUUAACGGUUGAUUCACAACAUUAAUUGAAUGUAGUUUAAAGCUGCUGUUACGGAAUCAAUCAAUCAAUCAACUUUAUUUGUAUAGCACAUUUAAAAAUCCGCCAAGGAGACCAAAGUGCUUUACAUAGCAUAACACAGCAAAAUAAGUCAACUUUGAAAGAUAAAACAAACACAUAAAAUAAAAUAAAUAAAAGACGAGGUCAUAAACUGUCAUUGCACAUUAAAAGCUGAAGAAAAAUAAAAUGUUUUAAGGCGUGAUUUAAAAUCCGUAAGUGAGGGGGCCUGUCUAAUAGUAAGUGGUAAUUGGGACUAGAGUUUUUUUAUUUACUGUUAUUUUUGUAUAUUUGUUUACUGCUAUAUGUUAACUUGAUACUGAAAUAGUAGUUUGGUUUAGCCUGAGAGUAUUUUUGAACAAUUUUGGAACUAAUGUACAAAACAUUUAAUAAAAAAAAAAAAAAAAAGUAGGGGGGUGCAUCAAUAAUCGUUUUAUAAUCGAAUCGGAGCCUCUGAAUCGUAAUCGUAAUCGAAUCGUUAGGUGCCCAAAGAUUCCCAGCUCUAACACGCACCCUAAUUUUAGCACCAAUAAAUAGAAGAAUACAAGAAAACAGAGCUCGUGUACUGAUACAGAAAUGUCAUUUUACUGACUGGUGAAACACAGCACAAGCAUAGCAUAUUGGUAGUUCAAAACAUUACCAUAAACUGACAAUAUUUACGGUAAUAAUACGAUUUGACAACUUCUCCAGCUUACCAGAAUCUAGGAGAAAACAAAACAGAUGUGACUGCUCGUUUCAUCAUGAUGAAUAAAUGUUUCUUCCAUGGAUUGAUACGGUAAAAUGAAAGUGAGAACGGAAGUCGGAAAUCCGUGAGAGCUCAUCGCUGUGACCACGACAGUUACAAUAGGAACUAUUGUUAUUUGGGAUUGAGUUUCCCGAGGGACAGAUAUAGUUGACGGACACAGUGAGUCUGUGUGCUUACAUUUGUUAUGGUCAGAGUUGCGGAGCUGCAAUAAACGUUGACUCAAAUGAGUUCAAGAAACUAAAUUCCGUGCUUUAUGAAGAGUAAAAAAAGCAGAAUUUAACACAAGACGAAAUCAUUCGGCCGAAUAGAGUGAAGUAUUACCGAAACAAAAUGGUGACGUCACGUACCGUAAUGGUCGGCAACGGGUCGCCGCAUACGUUUCUUCAACACAACGUGGCCGUGUCAAUAAAAAAAAAAAGUGGUUUAUAUAUAUAUAUA